Molecule: messenger RNA, 1531 nt
Organism: Sitophilus oryzae (rice weevil)
Lineage: Eukaryota; Metazoa; Arthropoda; Insecta; Coleoptera; Curculionidae
Gene: HSPBAP1
Product: HSPB1-associated protein 1
Exons: 7
Coding region: 134-1285 (383 amino acids)
Molecular function (GO): 2-oxoglutarate-dependent dioxygenase activity
Source: RefSeq, a predicted model, not a curated record
UAUCUCUGGUGGCGUCUAGCGACCUAGCGACAAGCGACAUGAUAUGAUCUAUGGGGAAAUUUUAAAAAUAUUUUAUAUUUUUCAUCUGAGUAUGAUCUGAGUUUAUUUUUGUUUUUGAUUUUUUAUUUUUAAAAUGGGGGAUUUGGAAGUGUGUAAUAAAAAUGAACUGAAACAAACUAUACUUAACACUAAGACUCCCUUAGUUAUACAUAAUAUUUCAUCAGAAAUGGUGAAAUGGACAUUAACUGAGUGGCAAGAAUUUAUUGGGGAUGAUCAAUUACCAUUUAGAUUAGGAAAGAAUAAAUAUACACAAAGUCCUCAGUGGGAGAAUACAUGUACUAUAAAAUAUUUGCAGUUUAAGGAUUUUGUUGAGCAAUCUACCAACAGUAACAAUGAUUGGUUGUAUUUUGAUUAUAAGCAUUUGCGUGAUUGGUUUGUAAAUAAGGUUGAUCUUAGGGAUAAUAUGGUUUGGUCAAAAAUCGGUUUUUCAGAGAUUACUCUUGAAGAUUCUACCAUCUGGAUCGGCUCAAAAGGUGCUCACACAUCUUGUCAUGUAGAUACUUAUGGAUGCAAUAUGGUUUACCAAGUUUAUGGACAAAAAUUAUGGUUACUAUUUCCUCCAGAAGAAAAUUUAAAUUCAACACGUGUCCCAUAUGAGGAAUCAAGCAUAUAUUCUAAACUAAAUUUUUUCAGUCCAAAUGUACCAGAUUUUAAUGGAUUAACUAAUUGCCAUAAGAUAAUCUUAAACCCUGGAGAUCUUUUGGUUGUACCACAUAAAUGGUGGCAUUAUGUAGAAAAUUUAGAUGUAGCAAUUAGUAUAAAUGCCUGGUUGCCAUUGCCAGAAGAUAAUAUUGAGCACAUUAGAGAAAGCAUAACAGCACUUUUGGUUGGGGGAGUAUUGAAAGAUCAGAACCCUGAUUGCCAACAAAUAAUUUUAAAUCCAAACAUGAUAAAAGAAAUGAUAAAUUCUCAAGAUGCUUUAAUAAUAUUAAGUAAAAAAUUAAAAGAAUGUAAGGUAACUAACAAGAGGCAUAAACCAGAGAUAAGAUUAGAAAAACCUGAAAGUGAAAUAACCAAAACAAAUUUCCCUUUUGUGUCUAAAAUUGAAAAAUUGAAUGAUCAAGAAUUUAGAAUAUUUGUACAGGGACAAUCAAACAGAUUUUCUUCAACAAAACAAAGCAUAUCAUAUCAACAAGGACAAUUUAAAGAAAUAUCUGAUUUCUUAGAAGUUAUUACUGAUAAUGAAGUAAUAUCCUUGAUAAUGAAAAAACUAUUGGAAAAAUAAAUACCUAUAAAGUUGGCAAUAAAACAAUCAGUUUAAUUCAAUGUAUUUUAUUUUAGGAAUUUCUAUGGAAUUAUUAGUCUCAAAUUUAAAAUUACAAGUAGUUUGUAAAUCUGACUAAAUAUGGUUUAAAUAUAAUUCAAAAAUUAGUUCAGUAUAUACAUGUUUUAAGUGCUUUAAAUUUUAAAUAAUAUCAUGUAGCAACUAGAUAUAAAAUGAGCAUUAUAAUAAAUAUUUGUGCCAUAUAAA